Messenger RNA from Pistacia vera, 514 nucleotides. RefSeq lists its product as uncharacterized. Gene Ontology annotation, cellular component: anaphase-promoting complex. The transcript has 2 exons. Gene Ontology annotation, biological process: regulation of mitotic cell cycle spindle assembly checkpoint. Bases 98 to 397 code for a protein of 99 amino acids. NCBI's taxonomy places the organism in Eukaryota, Viridiplantae, Streptophyta, Magnoliopsida, Sapindales, Anacardiaceae. The record is from RefSeq and is a predicted model, not a curated record.
UAUCCUAGUUCCCAAACAGACCCACUAUCGAAGAUCGUAAAUCCUUAAUCUGGAGCGCAGAGGGAGAGUGUAAAAAGUGAGGGAUAGAGUGAGAGAGAUGUUACAGUUCCCGGCGUUCAUGAGGCAAUACCCAUCGUCGACGAGGACGAUACCUUCUUCGUUUUUGCUUCCAUCUCAGUGGCCGCAACCUCACAGUGAAGAAUUCCUUAUCGCCUUGGAAGAAUCGGAAUUCGAAGACAAGUGCAAUGAAAUCAGGAAAAUCAACAGCAACCUGAUUGUGAUUGGGAAAACCACUGUUGAUAAUGAUAAGGAAGACUUUGAUAAUGAUGCAGAUGAUGAUGAUGCUGAUCACGGAGAUGAAUCUGAGGGUGAGGAGUUUGAGCAAGAAACUGCUUGAAGAUGUUGUGCAUUGUUCCUCUUUUCUCUUUGUUUUUUCCUUUUUGAAUAUUGUUAUGUUGUGGCAUCGUAUUUCAUGCGCCCAUGCCGCGUUAUCUGCCUGAACUGAUGUCAGUUA